AUGACAGACCUCCUAAAGACAGGGAGUCCAGGAAUGAAACCUCACCUGGGACAACCCUUACAGUGGGACCUAACCUGCCAAAAAGUAUUUGAAACACUGAAAGAACUGUUUGCAAAAGAACCAGUACUAAAGCAUCCUGACCCCGAACAUCCCUUCAUCAUUCAAGCAGAUGCCAGUGACAUGGCAGUAGGAGCAGUUGUGAUGCCAAAGAACUACCAGUACAUUCUGGCUCUUGUAUUUGCAAUAAAAGAGAUCAAUGAGGAUUUCAUGAUUCUUCCCAAUGUCACUUUGGGUUUGCGCAUCUUGGAUAACUACUGUAGUAGACAGAUCACAUAUGAUGCCACUCUGCGCCUGCUUUCCACAAAGAACAGGUUUAUCCCCAACUACAAAUAUGAUCCUGAGAACCAUUUGAUAGCUGUCAUUGGAGGACUUGAUUCUGAAACCUCUCUGUAUAUGGCCACAAUAUUAAACCUUUACAAGAUCCCACAGAGAACACAUAAAUGGGCUGAUUUGGCUGAACUUUUAGAUUUAUUUCUAGAUGAUCUGGAGAAAUUUCCCGGUCUCAUGAAAAGUAAAGCCAAUGUAUUUAUUGCCCAUGGUUCCCUAGUAUCCAUGCUUAAUUUAAUGUGGUACCUUCAGAUGUCUGCUUGGGAUUCACACAUUGGUAAAGUGUGGAUUGUGACAGAACAGUGGGAUUUCACAUUAACUGACUAUCAAAAGAACAUGGAUAUUCUUCCUUUCCAAGGUGCUAUAUCUUUUUCAGUUCAUUCAAAUGAAGUACCAGGAUUUACAGCAUUUCUUGAGAAUGUAAAGCCUUUCUGGAGAAGAGAAGAUGGUUUUAUCCAGGAUUUUUGGGAAAAGGCUUUUAGCUGUUCAUGGAAAAAUUACAAGACAACUGAAGAUGAGGAGCACAAGAAAAAAUGCACAGGAAAAGAGAAGCUGAAGAGCCUUCCAAGAACGUUCUUUGAAAUGAGAAUGACUGGCCAAAGCUACAAUAUCUACAAUGCUGCCCAUGCCAUUGCACAUACUCUACAUACUAUUUGUGAAGCUAAAGCAAAAUACAGAAGAAGGGUUCCUGGAGGAAUCCUAAAGUUUUGGAAUCUCCAGCCAUGGCAGUUCCAUCCCUUUUUAAGAGGUAUCUCAUUCAACAACAGUGCUGGAGAAAUUGUGCAUUUUGAUGAAAAUGGUAAACUAGUAACUGGAUUUGAUGUCAUAAAUUGGGUAUUGCCAAUUUCUGUAUGUAAUGACCAGUGUCAUCCUGGUCUCCAUAAGAAAAAAAAGGAAGGGGAACCAUUUUGCUGCUAUAUUUGUGUACCAUGUCCAGAAAGAAAGAUUUCUAACCAGAAAGAUAUGGAUUUCUGCAUUGAAUGUCAAGAAGAUGAAUAUUCAAAUUUCCAACAGAACCAAUGCAUCCCAAAACUUUUAAACUACCUAUCCUAUGGAGAGCUACCAGGGAUCAUUUUAAUGGGAUUUUCAAUUGUUUUUGCUAUGACAACAAUUUGUGUGCUUAGAACUUUUUGGAAACACCAGGACACUCCUAUAGUCAAAGCAAACAACCGAAACCUCACCUACAUUCUUCUCUUCUCUCUCUUUCUUUGCUUCCUUUGCUCUCUCCUCUUCAUUGGAAAACCAACAUCUACCAUGUGUAUUCUCCGACAAACAGCCUUUGGCAUUGUCUUCUCUUUGGCCCUUUCCAGUGUUUUGGCCAAAACAAUCAUUGUUGUUCUAGCCUUUGUGGCUACUAAGCCUGGGUCCAAGAUAAGGAAAUGGGUAGGAAAAAAACUUGGAGAUACUAUCGUCAUUUCCUGCACCUCUAUCCAAGUGUGCAUUUGUUCUAUUUGGCUAUUUACUUCCCCACCAUUCCCAGAUAGGGACUUAAACUCUCUCCAUGAAGAAAUCAUUCUGGAAUGCAAUGAGGGCUCUGCUAUCAUGUUUUGUCUUGUCUUGGGCUACAUGAGUUUUCUGGCCAUGGUCAGCUUCUCUGUGGCUUUCUUUGCCAGGAAGUUACCUGACAGUUUCAAUGAAGCCAAAUUUAUUACAUUCAGCAUGUUGAUCUUUUGCAGUGUUUGGUUGUCUUUUGGUCCAAUGUACUUGAGUACCAAAGGAAAAUAUGUGGUGGCUGUUGAAAUCUUCUCUAUCUUAAUAUCGAGUGCUGGGCUUCUGAGUUGCAUCUUUUUCCCUAAAUGCUACAUAAUUGUAUUCAGGUCUGAAUUGAACAACAAAGAUCAACUAAUAAAGAGACAAUGA
Messenger RNA from Notechis scutatus (mainland tiger snake), 2247 nucleotides. Its product is annotated as vomeronasal type-2 receptor 26-like. Gene Ontology annotation, cellular component: plasma membrane. Gene Ontology annotation, molecular function: G protein-coupled receptor activity. Gene Ontology annotation, biological process: G protein-coupled receptor signaling pathway. Lineage: Eukaryota; Metazoa; Chordata; Lepidosauria; Squamata; Elapidae. The record is from RefSeq and is a predicted model, not a curated record.